CGACAAUCCACAUCAACUCGCUCGCAUUCGUAUGUAAUAUCGGGAAGGGAGUCAUAUUUCAUGCAUAUUGAGCGGCAUUCGACUGUGGCAGAUGACCCAAACAGCAUGAACAAAAGAUCCUUGGCUUUGCAGCCACGCACGAAAUUGUUUCAAUACGAAUCAAUGCCAUGUUUAUGAUGAACUGAUCUACUUGAAUCAACAUGAUUCCACGCUCACAGGCCUUUGAACAGAGUUUGCCUCCACGAGUUCCUCAGGUUCCUGCGUCCAGCCAAGAAAGUCUCUCCGCGGGAGGGGGUCAGCAAUGUCUGAGCAGCUCUGGGAAUGUCCCAGAUAAAGUUUGUUGCCCACGGGAGAUAUGCCGGGAUGCAGGGUAGAUUACAUCAUUGAGGCGGAAUUGAGUUGCCCGUGUUUCGUUUCACCAGUUGACCGCUCCCAUAUCUCUGUCCCUGCUGUACAUCUCGAACAUGUGGUCGGAAUGCGUGGCUUCUCUUGGUACGGGACCCAAGUGUACGAAGAUGUCCGACGAAUUUCUUGAAUGAAGUUCUCGUUCUUGAUUCUAGAAGUGGGAUAUCUUUAUUGUAAAUUUACCACGUAGAGAUGGGGUGGUAGGCCCCCUCCAGGUUGCCCCUGAAUCUGUAAGCAGCGGGGCCACGGCGGUUCAUCCAGCGGCAUCGGGUCCUUGAGAUCGGAUUGAGAAACUCUGUUGACGUGAUGACAGGUCUGGUAGGCUGUCUGACAGUUUUACAAGGGAACAGAAGAAAUGAAAGAUCCACACUGCCUCCAAUCGCAGGGGACGACUUCAGACGAAAACAGACCAGAGAAUGGCUGUGGUGAUCUCACAUAAAG
Messenger RNA from Hyaloscypha bicolor E, 846 nucleotides. RefSeq lists its product as uncharacterized. Bases 201 to 374 code for a protein of 57 amino acids. The record is from RefSeq and is a predicted model, not a curated record. NCBI's taxonomy places the organism in Eukaryota, Fungi, Ascomycota, Leotiomycetes, Helotiales, Hyaloscyphaceae. The transcript has a single exon.